Messenger RNA from Lactuca saligna, 849 nucleotides. The record is from the annotation of a GenBank genome assembly. NCBI's taxonomy places the organism in Eukaryota, Viridiplantae, Streptophyta, Magnoliopsida, Asterales, Asteraceae.
AUGGAAGAAGGGAAUGAUGUGGAAGAAGAGAUUGGAAUAGAAAGGAAGAUUAAAAAGGAGAAACAAAAUGUGACCGUGCAAAGAAGGUGGACCAGAGCACAGAUGAAGACAAGGAUAAGGAUUGAGAAGAGUAGUAUUUUGAAAAUGACUGCAAUGAUGGCUGAUCGACAAGCUACAAAGGUUGAUUCUAUAAGAGUGCAGAGUGAGAACGAUCUUUUUGGGUACAAUAGUUACACGUACUUAAAUUGGGAUGAUUUUGAAGCAGUUCUUACAAUGGAUGAGCUAACCGGUGCCGUUAUUGUGUCUUAUAUGAUGGUGUUGUUUAACAAAUUGAAGUAUGGCUCCCCAGAAAGUGACCAUGGAAUUUGCUUUAUGAACCCGGCAGUAAUCUCACCAAGUACGCGUAAAGUGAAAUCUAAGAAUAUUGACGAUGCAAGCAGAGGUUUAGUAGAUCGGUUGUCUAAAAGAAAGGGCAAUGACAUCAUCUUUAUGCCCUACAAUCCCGGAAGACAUUGGGUAUUAGGUGUACUAGACAUGAAAUCGAAUACUUGCUAUUAUCUUGAUUCCUUGAGCUCUGGCAAUUUCAAUAUGCAGUUGAAGCAAAUUGUUGAUUCGGCAAUGGUUCUGUACACUACACAAAGUGGAUCCAACACAAGGUGUCCAACUCAGUCCGGAUCUACCGAAUGUGGCUACCACAUGCUAAGGUUCAUGAAGGAGAUAGUGGAAGAAGGAAUUGAAGUGUUGGUCAAAGACAAUAUCGGGGAUGGAAAAGCUGAGUACACAACUGCUGAUAUCGAUGAGAUACGUGAAGAAUGGUCAACGUUUGUUACAGGAUUCAUUUAUCGAUGA